Cygnus atratus (black swan) is the source of this 1976-nucleotide messenger RNA. It is a transcript of the gene SHOX2, whose product is annotated as short stature homeobox 2. Gene Ontology annotation, cellular component: nucleus. Gene Ontology annotation, molecular function: DNA-binding transcription factor activity, RNA polymerase II-specific; sequence-specific double-stranded DNA binding. The transcript has 5 exons. Lineage: Eukaryota; Metazoa; Chordata; Aves; Anseriformes; Anatidae. The record is from RefSeq and is a predicted model, not a curated record. Gene Ontology annotation, biological process: regulation of transcription by RNA polymerase II. The coding region runs from base 1 to 915 and encodes 304 amino acids.
AUGGAGGAGCUGACGGCGUUCGUCUCCAAGUCGUUUGACCCCAAGGCGAAGGAGAAGAAGGAGCUGAUCACCUACCGCGAGGUGCUGGAGAGCGGCCCCCUGCGCGGCGCCGCCGGCCCCCGGGAGCCCGGCGGCCCCGCGGCGGAGCCGGGCCGCGACGAGGCGGGCAGCCCCGCGGGGCGGGCGGGCGGCGGGCGGACCCCGCCGCGGGAGCCCGACGCCGCCGCCGCCGAGAGAGCCGCCGAGGCGGCCACCCCCAAGCUCAGCGACGUCUCCCCAGAGCUGAAGGAGCGCAAGGAGGAUGCGAAAGCGAUGGAAGACGAAGGGCAGACGAAAAUCAAGCAGCGGCGGAGCCGGACCAAUUUCACCCUGGAGCAGCUGAACGAGCUGGAAAGGCUUUUCGACGAGACCCACUACCCGGACGCCUUCAUGCGGGAGGAGCUGAGCCAGCGGCUGGGGCUGUCCGAGGCCAGGGUGCAGGUCUGGUUCCAGAACAGGCGAGCCAAAUGCCGAAAGCAAGAAAACCAGCUCCACAAAGGGGUGCUGAUCGGCGCCGCCAGCCAGUUCGAAGCCUGCCGGGUGGCCCCGUACGUGAACGUGGGCGCGCUAAGGAUGCCCUUCCAGCAGGGGUCUCCGCUGCCACGGGCGCCCGUGUCCCCGCAGGUUCAGGCGCAGCUGCAGCUGGACAGCGCCGUGGCCCACGCCCACCACCACCUCCACCCGCACCUGGCCCACGCGCCCUACAUGAUGUUCCCCGCGCCCCCCUUCGGGCUGCCGCUGGCCACGCUGGCCGAGUCCGCCUCCGCCGCCUCCGUGGUGGCCGCCGCCGCCGCCGCCAAGACCACCAGCAAGAACUCGAGCAUCGCCGACCUCCGGCUGAAGGCCAAGAAGCACGCCGCCGCCCUGGGGCUGUGACCGGGGCAGCGGCCGGCUCGCUUCGGUCCUCCGGAGGGGAGCAAAGCUGCAGCCAAACGGCGACGAGAAGGGGGAGAGGAGAGACUGACGGGAGAUAUAUACUUAUUUAAAGAAUUAGACGAACUAGACGCGCAGCUGGGAAGUUCACAGGUUUUGAAACUGACCUUUUUCUGCGAAGUUCACUUUAAUACGAGAAAUUUGAUAAGAGAGGCGGGCCUCCUUUCACGUUGCAUCAGAUACUUGAGUUUAACAACCACGUCGGGAAUAGCGACAAAAAGAAGAGAGAACGACGAUGAAGAAGAAAGAAAGAAAAAAAAAAAAAAACGGAAGAGAGAGAGAGACAAUGAUUUCUCUGCGAAUUUUUAAUGGGAAACUGUCCGGGAUACUUCCUCCAGCAGCAUUCCGGGUUGCAUGUAUUUGUAUUUCAUUGAUGGAGUCCUUUGAUUCACUUGCACUUCACCCUCAUCUUUAGUAGAAAAACAAAACAAACAAACGUGGCUGGGUUCUUUCGCUUUUAAUCUUGGAGGGAAGCAGAAAGAGAGGGAGAUCAAGCACUGCCUUUUCCACUCUUAAAUCUUUGCUGGUCGUUCGCUGUCCCACCUCUGAAAUGAAAGGGAGCGGAAAGCGUCAGGAGCGCGGCGUGUGCCUCCCUCGCUGGGUCCCUCUUGUCCUGAGGGCAAAAAGAAAAAAAAAAAAAAAAAGAAAGAAAGAAAGAAAGAAAGAAAGAAAGAAAGAAAGAAAAGGGAAGAAAGUAUUUAAUUCCCAGCCGCCACUUCACACAACGGCCAAUUCCAAUAAGAGGUACUGGGUACAUGUAAAAUAUGUUGAUACACACGAACAAAGUUUAUUUUGGCUAUAACUUGUGAAUUGAUAGUUGACUGUCAAACAUUUACAUUUUAUCUCAUAAAGGUGUAUCUAUUCACGUAAUCUUGUGAUUUAUUUUAUGAUUUUUGUUUGAUUUGGAAGACGUAUAGCUAUUUAACCUGGGGUACCUCGAGGGGUGGCUGCUCUCCCAGCUGGCCAUCGGCCCCUCCUGCUCCUUGCCGAAACGAGGGAAAGCU